Myxocyprinus asiaticus (Chinese sucker) is the source of this 3458-nucleotide messenger RNA. Its product is annotated as sentrin-specific protease 2-like. Bases 338 to 2104 code for a protein of 588 amino acids. The transcript has 17 exons. Lineage: Eukaryota; Metazoa; Chordata; Actinopteri; Cypriniformes; Catostomidae. Gene Ontology annotation, molecular function: deSUMOylase activity. The record is from RefSeq and is a predicted model, not a curated record. Gene Ontology annotation, cellular component: nucleus. Gene Ontology annotation, biological process: protein desumoylation.
AGCUGGUUAGAAACUCGAGAGUGUAAUACCUGACGAAUGAAUUUAUUAUUACAGAUUUUACUCAGUGAAGAAACAACGUCUAAAGUGAGUUGGGGGAGCUGUUUAUUCUCUCCAUUACUUAAACUUGUUUUCAUCAAAUGCUUUACACCCAACGGAAUAGCCUUAGUACGAGAGUGGGCGGCAGUAUUGUCGCAGUUGACAUAUCAGUGACGCAGGAAACGCAUGGAAACGGAAGGCUAUUGAAACACGAGCUGCUCAUUAUUUUGAUUACAAAUCCUUCAGUAUAGACCUGGCACUAACAAACGAAGGAGAGUCUUAUUCAUCGUGGUGGUUUGUAAUGUAUGGAUGGAUAGUUGACGGAUUAUCGUCGCUCUUCGUGCCCUUUUCUGGUGGGAAAUCCGCAGCCUGGCCUAGUGAGCGCGGUAACGCUGAAGCGCGAGCCGCGGACAUAGACACGCAGCGUCAGGAGAACAGCAGGCCCGCCAAACGCAACUAUCAAAGUGUGUACUCUGCUGAUGGUGCAGCGGAAUAUCCAGAGACCAAGAGAGCAAGACAUGAUGUGAUUGUCAGAGUUGUGAAGAAAACCUUUGCAGGGAUCGCUGGGCUGUUCCGUUUGAGACGCCACAGAAGUGCUGAAUAUGAAAAGCAGAAAGCCUAUACACAGGUUGGCAUUAUGGGUAUUGACGACAUACACAGCAACAGCCUGAUUACAUGGCAUGAGAGCGGUGAAAUGGAUACGCAAAUGGGAACAGCACCCAAUGUCCACCACAACCCAAAUGCUUUGAGGAAACCUGAUGGAGUAAUAAUGUACAAGGGAAGCCAGGAUAGAGCCAGAGAUCCGCCCCAGCGCAGAUCCCUGAAGCUGAUGCCGUCUUACGCCUCCCAAGGGCUUAGCGCAAGGCCGCCUGAGAUGGAGCCCUCAAGCCGUACGCACAAACCUUGCCUGACCGUGGAGGAGGCACUGCGAGAGAGUGAUCGAGAGCACUACAGGAAGCUGGUAGAGAUAGCAUCAGAGAAAUAUUCUAAGAGUAAACCGCUGCCAUUCGGACGGAUGAAGCCUCUGAUCACAACUUUUCCCCUCGAUGGACACAAGGCCUCCUCUCUCAGUCCCACUACUGACAUGGGCAGAUCUGCUUCAGUGAGAGCCAUCUCCAACAUGUCUGUGUGGAGGGAUCCAAUAUCACUGACGCAGACUAAAGAGAGAAUGAUGGAUGUUAAUCGGAACACAUCAGGAAGUGAUGUAAAGGAAAGAGGACUGGAUGGGCAAACGGCAAGAAAAAUCCCCGUUGAUGUGGAUCUGUCGGCGGAGGUUGAGGCCAGGUUGAAUCUUAAGGAGAAAGACAGAGCAGCAGGGCCUCAGCACUUGUUACCAUCCAGACCGGAACUGAUUACAGACACAAUGAGGCGCAGUGAGGAGGAGUUUCCAAGACUGACCAAGGAGAUGCAGCAGGAAGUGAGUGCUGCUCUUGCCCAGAGUGAUCCAAACCUGGUUUUAUGCAGUGCUUUCAAACUGCGCAUCACACAGAGGGAUCUGGCAACCCUGCAAGAAGGCAGCUGGCUCAACGAUGAGGUGAUCAAUUUCUACAUGAAUCUCGUGAUGUCACGCAGUGAGCAGGAAGUUGGGUGCAGGAAGGUCUACUCUUUCAGUACGUUCCUAUUUCCCAAGCUGCAUGGUGGUGGAUAUACUGCAGUACGGCGCUGGACCAAGGCUGUAGACCUCUUCCUGUAUGACAUCAUCCUGGUUCCCCUUCACCUGGGUGUUCACUGGUCUCUUGCUGUUGUUGACUUUAUAUCAAAGUCUGUACGAUCAUAUGAUUCCAUGGGUCAAAGGCAUGAUGACAUCUGCAACAUGAUUCUGCUUUAUCUGAAAGAAGAGUUCAAGGUGAAGAAGGGCAGAGAUUUGGACAUCUCUAAGUGGACAGUGAGCAGUCUACGACCUACCGAGAUUCCUCAGCAGAAGAACGGAAGUGACUGUGGUGUUUUUAUUUGCAAAUAUGCUGAUUAUAUCAGCCGAGGAUGCAACCUUACAUUCAGACAGAAUCAUAUGCCGUAUUUCAGGAAAGCCAUGAUCUGGGAGAUUCUCAACCAAAAGCUGCUGCAAUAGGAAUGUUGGAAAUGACGUACUGACUGAAUCCGAUUGACCAAUACAAAGGACCACCUAUGUCAUAUGUCUGUCCCUCAUGCUCUUUUUGUAGAUGCAUUUUGGCUUUAUUUUAGCCUCUUGCAAAAUUUCCCCCAGUUGUUAGGAUAGUUGAUUGCUGGUUCCAGGGCAGGUUAUUCAGCACAAAUAGCUGUCCCCUCUACUGUAAAAAUCCAAACACUAGAAGUGCACAUAUGGAGCAAGAAGCAGAACACUGGACUGGGGUCAGAAUGGGUGUCAGCAGAUGGAAGCCUCAUUAGCAGUUUUUGUGAGGCUGACACCAUUGUCGUUCCAAGAAUGUAGUCUUAUCACCCCCUACUGGUUACACUUUGAGCAGGUCCCAGUUCACAGAAGUUGUAAUAAAAAGUUACAAGAUAGAACUUGUUUUCAGUAUACAUUAUUGUCAGGAGUUUCUUAGUGGGGAGGUUGUUAGCAUUAACCAGUCUAUUUUUACAUAAUUUUUGAAUUAGUAAGAGAUAAGUUUGAGUUCUAAGAAAUGCAGUAUUGUCAACUUAGUAUGACAAGACUUAAAUGUUUUAAAACCAACAAUCAUACCCAUCAGUUUCAAAGCCAUCUUUAAUAAUGUCAUAGUUUAUUGUGAGUGGCAAUGAUUUACUUGUACUGAAAGCAGCAGUAUUCCGUGGAUCUGGUUUGUUUUUUGUGUUUAAAAACAACUGGCCUCAAGUGCCUUGAUCGUAGCACACCAUAUUUUGAAGUCAUAAGUAAAAUUGUCGUGUAAUAACAUUACGGCUUCAAACCUAAUAUUACUGAGGCAUCUGACAUGCUUGUAUUAAAGUUGUCUGUAUAGGGAAUUAACAGGACUUACUGCAAGUAAAACCAGAAUUGGAUGUCAGGGAGGGGAAUGUGUUUGUUUUCUUUUAGAUACUAAAUAAUAUAUUCAUACUCCCAGUGGCUGUAUUAGGCAUUCUUUUGAUUGAACUGGAAAUGAGGAGCAGUGAAGUUGUGCCAAGCGGACAUGUUAGUGGUUCAUUUCUGCAAUUCUGUUCCUCUGUCAUCCAGUAAUACAAGAUCAAAAAGUGCUUUAAUUCUAACUUGAAGUGAAGAGAAGAAAAAAGGUCUAUAUUUAUUUGUUUCUAUGUGGUUUUUUCAGAUUUUGUUUGAGCUUGAACGCAUAUCCUGAUGUGGAUUUAUUUGUGAGAUUGAAGAAUGUGUUUUGAUUGCUGUUGAAUGAGCAGAACGUGUUCUGAUAAGAGCUUUAAUAUAGAAAAUGAAAAGGCCCACUGCAUAUGCACGAUUUGUGUCAUUAAUGCAGAAUGUUGGUCAUUAUUUUUGUAAGUAAUAAAGAUGAGAAAUGAAA